Molecule: messenger RNA, 4707 nt
Organism: Eriocheir sinensis (Chinese mitten crab)
Lineage: Eukaryota; Metazoa; Arthropoda; Malacostraca; Decapoda; Varunidae
Product: metalloendopeptidase OMA1, mitochondrial-like
Exons: 9
Coding region: 2244-3665 (473 amino acids)
Biological process (GO): mitochondrial protein processing; protein quality control for misfolded or incompletely synthesized proteins
Cellular component (GO): mitochondrial inner membrane
Molecular function (GO): metalloendopeptidase activity
Source: RefSeq, a predicted model, not a curated record
UAGAUGGAAAUUAUCAGUAUCAUCACUGACUGGUAAACUUUAGUAGUGUAGAGUAUGUAUAGUGGUGUAGAGUAUGCAAUGUCCAUUGUGCAUGUUCCAGUUAUCCUCACAUUACGGAAUACAAUGUUAUAUACUUCAAUGUAUGCACCUUUCUUGAGCAAAAGGUCAAGGCUGGAACUAGUGGAAUACAUACAUUAAUUAUUGCUCACUUUUUGCAUUGGCAGCUUCCUCCUUCAGUCCAUUAUAAAUUUCUAUACAUCUGCAAGAAAAGCUGCUAUAUUUUCUUCAGUUGUUCAGGCAUCUUCCUCUCUAAUCUUUUCUCAUGUCCCUUCAUAUAUAUAGUUUCAACACUGUUACAUGUGUGAGAGAGACAACAAUUCCAGGAUACACGAGUUAUAACAGGAAGAGCUGCGGCAGCGUUGGCAGCACAAAGUGACAAACACAGCUGGGUGACAUGACAGGCUCACCUUGGCUAGCACCUCAUCUAGUGUUAUAAAGGUCAAUUAGUUUCUAGUUUACUAGAAGUCAUUUGAUAGUCUGUGAUGCAUGAUGAACCCUGGCAUGUUUAAUAUUGUCUUGAGAAUUUUAGAUGAGCAACAUGAAACACACAUCAAUUUGCAAUCAUGUUACUUACUCACUUAUUUACUUUGGUUAUGGGUUUCAUAUUAGCUACUAUGGUCCCCCUACUUAACGUAGAACAAUGGUAAUUACAAUGCAGUAGUAAAAGGUCCCAGGCUUCACUCAAGAAGAAUAAGAAAAAGAAAACAAGCAGGAAUAAGAAUGAACUAUUUAUUUGCUUUUCUGUGCUGGACAUUUCCCUCCAACAUCACCACCUACAGCAGCACAACACAACACCUCAGCAGAAGUGGAUCUUCAUGUGUUGGGUAAUAUCACUCCUCAUUUUAAAAUGCUUCCCACAAACAUCACACUUGAACUCUCUCAGGCCAGAGUGUCGGAAGAUGUGCUUGUUCAAAUGAGACUUAGUACUGAACCUUCUGUCACACUCUGGGCAUUCAUGAUUUCUUUCACCAGUGUGUGUUAGGGUGUGUUCUUUAAGGUGACUCUUCAGGCUGAACUUUCUCCCACACUCUUGGCAUUCAUGAGGUCUUUCAUCAGUGUGUGUAAGGAUGUGUCUGUCAUGGUUACCCUUCUGCAAGAACCUUUUGCCACAUUCAUGGCAUUCAUGAGGUCUUUCACAAGUGUGUGUAAGGGUGUGUGUCUUCAGGCUACUCUUCUGACUGAACUUUUUGCCACACUCAUGGCAUUCAUGAGGUUUUUCACCAGUGUGUGUAAGGAUGUGAUCUUUAAAGUGACUCUUCUGUCUGAACUUUUUGCCACACUCACUGCAUUCAUGAUGUCUUUCACCAGUGUGCGUACGGAUGUGUUGGCUGAGGUUCUGUUUACUACUGUAGCUUUUGCCACACUCAGGGCAUUCAUGAGAUUUUUCACUAGUGUGUGUAAGGGUGUGUUUGUUGAGGGUACCGGUACUCUUAUGACAGAACAUUUUGCUACAUUCAUGGCAUUCAUGAGGUCUUUCACCAGUGUGUGUAAGGGUGUUUGAGGUCACUCUUAUGAUCUGGAUCUGGAACUUUUUACCACACUCAAGGCAUUUAUGAUGUCUUUCACCAAUGUGUAAGUGUGUGUGUGUUGAGGCACCUUUUUAGACUGACACUUUUGCCACACUCUUGGCAUUCAUGAGUUUUUUUCAGCAUAGUGUGUGGGUGUAAUUGUAUAGGUCACCCUUCCCAAGGAGUCUUUGCCCACACUCUGGCCCCUCCCCAAGGUAAAACGUAUCAGCCAUGCAGCCUCCACUGCUCCUGAUGUGAGGAGUCGGCAGGUCUUGUAGAAACCUCAGGGAAGCUGCAGCGGGCGGCAAGGUUCCCCGACCCCACACUCAGGGAUCAAGCCAGCAGGCAAAGCGUGGAAUGCAACAGCACCCAGCCCACACCCUCACUUCAGGACACUCAUGAUGCAGGGACCAAGCCAGCAGGCGAGGCGCGGGAUGCACCAAGGAGUCCUCCAGUCAGUGGCAGCGAGCACAGCACCCGGCCCAGACCCUCUCACUUCAGCACCGGCGCCAGCGCUAGUAUCUCUCCUUUCUUCUGCAGUGCCUGGCGGGCUGGUGCUGAGAGGCUGUGAGGAUCUUUUCAGUGCUUUAAGACGGCCGAUCCUUCUUCUUCAGUGUUUUAUGGCGGGGCCGCUCAGUCGUUGUUGUCCUCCCCCCUCCCGGCUUGUCUUGUACAAUGCUGCUGUUCAGGCUGGCUCAGCGGGCCUUUGCCACGUCAACUGUGGGUUAUAGUUGUCAUUCAAGAGUAGGGAAAGAAAUAAAGAGACCAGCAGAGGUAGCAGCAAGACUCGGUAGAAGUGGGCAGCUGCAGCAGGGACACAGUACAACAGGGAAGGAUGCUUCCCUGAGCUCAGUUAAUCUUGUGAGGAACCUACACACAACAAGGCCAUGCUUUGCCAAUCCAGCCCUUAUGGUGCUGCUGCGGCCAAUCAGCAAGUUUUUGGCUGUCCUGGUGGGUAGGGGCUUCAGAAAGUGGUGGCAGGCUCUACCUCCACACAAGAGGAAGAUCUUCAUUCAACACUUGAGGCGAAAUAGAUUGCGCUAUGCUGCUGGAGGCAGUGUUGUGGGGGUGGCAGGUCUCGUUUACUACCAGAACCACGUCACCAUCACUCCCUACACUGGCAGACGCAGGUUCAUGCUCCUGACAUCUGACCAGCUGUUCUCUAUGUCUGAUCAGCUUUAUGACAUGGAGAUGGAGAAAUAUACCCACCUCAUGCUGCCACAGGAUCACCCAAUGGUGGACCGUGUGCGCAGGGUUGGCAACAGGCUGCUGCAGGCCAACAGCACCCUGCCAGAGCUGUACUUGAAGUCAUGGACAGUUUCCCUGGUUGAUGACUCCAUCAUGAAUUGCUUUGUUCUACCUACUGGUGAUAUUGUCAUGUUCACUGGAUUGAUGGAAGUCCUGGAUAACGACGAUCAGGUGGCAGCAAUCCUUGCACAUGAAAUGAGCCAUGCCAUCCUAGACCAUGCGGCUGAGCACAUAAACCAAGGGUACCUGUUGGACCUAGUGAUCCUUGUCCCCGUGGCACUCAUCUGGGCCAUCCUCCCCAGUGAUCUGCUAGCCAUGAUCUCACACUGGCUUCUCAACAUGGUGGUUACCCUCUUCCUCACACUCCCUUACUCCAGGACCCUGGAGUCUGAGGCUGACCAGCUGGGCCUUCGUCUGGCUGCCAAGGCCUGCUAUGAUGUGCGAGAGUUCGGUGCUUUGUGGGGUAAGAUGGCUGUGCUGGACCAGAUCAAAGAAGACAAUGGCCCAGCCUGGAUGUCUACCCACCCCACUAAUGAGGACCGCCAGAAGGAGUUGGAGGGGCGAAUGGCCGAGGCCCUAGAGCUCCGCAAGUUCUGUAAGUGCCCACCCUUAUCACUGAAGGACCCCCGGGAGCCAAUCAAGAUGCUGCAGCAGAUGGUGGCCCAGAGAAGGAGUCAGCAACCAGUCAAGGCCAUUCCCAUGCCAAUGCCAGCACCCUCAGGAGAUAUCAUUGAGCUACCCCUCUCCUCCUCCUCCUCCUCCCCUUCCUCCUCAUCAUCAGUAUCAUCCCUCUCCUCUCCUGCACUCUCACGGUCAGCACCUUCAACACUCUCCCCAUCCCCAUCAUAAAUUGCAUUAUACUUGUAGUUGGUUGUAUAUUGCAUGGUAACUCAUUAUUGGUAGUGCUGUAGGUGCAAAUGGAUGACUCAUCUUACUAUUUACCCAGUGCUCAGGUUUUUCUUACUUGUUCGGUGCUCUGUGUGUUUUGUAGGUUUAUAUAAAUCGAUGUGUGUGUGUUUGCGUGUUUACUUUGUGAUAAGAGGUGUUUUUACAUCAUGUUCCUUAUUUAUCUUCAUGUGUAAUUCAAGUCCCAAUGAUUGUAGAGAUCUAUAGUUUAUUAGUAACACUUUUGUCUUCAAAUUUACAUAUUUGAUUUGAGUGUCCGUGAUUUUUCUACCUGUCCAGUGUGAACACCAAGUAAGGCUGAGGAAAAGUGGAAAGCUGUGCUCUGCCAUAAUCUUUGAGACAAUUAGAUAAAAAUAAAUCCUAACUAGGAACAACUGCCAUCUCUGGCUUUCUACAAAUCUUUCAACUUCCAAUAAUUUCUCCAGUAUCUCUUUUACUGACUAAGCUGCAAGUAAUGCUAAGCAGUUGAAUCAGGUCAGUCCGUCCUGCAGUGAAUUCAGUAAAUUUAAGAAUAGAUUUUAUGAGCUGUCCUCAACAAGGACUUGUUUGUAAGUGACUCUCACACAGUCAAAAUGAUUCUCAUUAUGUGUUCAAGAAAAAAAUCAAGAUAUUAGUCAGUUAAGUGUAAAACAUCUAAACAUGAUUAUAAUGAUCCAUUUAUUUAUUGAUUAUAUAGUGUUAUAAAGAGUAAAACAAUUGGACUUGUGAGUGUUUCAAACAUUGUGGAUGUUCAUGGAUCUGUUUAUUAGAGUGGACUUCAGGUUAAUAACCUACCUCAAAGGAUAGGAUGCUAAGGCUGUACUGAAACAAUAGAUGGCUGUGGUUUCACUUUUAGAUGUUAAUAUGUCAUGAGCCUGUGUGAUUACUAAAGGUUUGGUUGCCUGUAGCUCUCGUGCAUCACAUCUGUAUAGCUCAUUUGUACAUAUUCAGUUACUUGGAGUGUAUUGGAUGCCUAUAUAUUUUAUUAAAGAGAUAUUCUAGGAGA